Cotesia congregata is the source of this 729-nucleotide messenger RNA. NCBI's taxonomy places the organism in Eukaryota, Metazoa, Arthropoda, Insecta, Hymenoptera, Braconidae. The record is from the annotation of a GenBank genome assembly.
AUGGCGGCCGCACGGUCUAUCUCAAAAAAGCGCAAGUUUGUCGCUGACGGAGUUUUCAAAGCGGAGUUGAACGAGUUUUUAACUCGUGAACUCGCUGAGGAUGGUUACUCCGGAGUCGAAGUACGUGUCACCCCAACUCGUACUGAGAUCAUCCUCAUGGCAACCCAUACCCAAAGCGUCCUUGGAGAAAAAGGUCGCAGAAUUCGUGAAUUGACUUCCGUCGUCCAGAAAAGAUUCAACUUCAAGGAUCAAACAGUUGAAUUGUACGCUGAAAAAGUUGCCACCCGUGGUCUCUGCGCUAUCGCUCAAGCGGAGUCUCUCCGUUACAAGUUGAUCGGAGGUCUUGCUGUCAGAAGAGCAUGUUACGGUGUACUCCGUUUCAUCAUGGAAUCUGGUGCUAAAGGAUGCGAGGUAGUGGUCAGCGGUAAAUUGAGAGGUCAACGUGCCAAGAGCAUGAAAUUCGUUGAUGGAUUGAUGAUCCACUCUGGUGAGCCAACAGCAGAUUACGUCGAUACUGCCACUCGGCACGUACUCCUCAGACAAGGAGUAUUAGGUAUUAAAGUUAAGAUCAUGUUGCCAUGGGAUCCAAAUGGCAAAAUUGGACCCAAGAAGCCGUUACCUGACAACGUUAACGUUGUUGAACCUAAAGAAGAGGUCAUUCACCAAACACCUAGCUCUGAAGUCAAAACUGCUAAGGAUGCACCUCCACCAACUCCAAUUAUUGUGUAA